AUGCUAAAUGAUGGAUUCUCGCGAGAAUUGUGUGAAAAAUUUCGCGAUGGAUUUCCUGAUGAUUGGAAAGAGACAUUAUUGCGCGAGUUCACGGGCGACCCACGUUCGAAUUCGACUAGACAGCCAACGGUGGUUGCACAUGACAAUGAGGAAGAGAAUGAUCCAUCAUGUACAACUGUUAUUGAAUCCUUUUUUUUGUCGCGUAAAACUGUCGUCGAGGAAAACGGUUCAAUAACAGUUGCACAUGAAGAGAUAGCAGCAACGCAUGACAAACAGUCAAACGACGCUGAGAAUUCAAGAGAUGAUAUCAUCGGCGCGCAGUCAAACGGGAGCGACGAUGAUAAUGUUGAUCGCGACACUAUCUUGUGUGAAACUAUGGAACCUGUGAUUUUUACAGAUUCAAUUCUUGAUGAGUCAACACAAGACGCGAAGGAUGUUCAAAACGUGCAAGAUAUUCAAGAUGUGCAGAAUGAACAACAGGACACACAAGAUCUACAGCAAGAGGCACAAGAUCUGCAGAAAGAGACGCAAGAUGUACAACAAGAUAUACAAGAAGAAGCACAUGAUUCACGACAUGACGCUCAAGAUAUACAACAAUGCGCACAGGAUAUAAUACAUGACAUAAAGGAUGUACAAGACGUUCAAGACAUUCAGUGCCUUCGAGGUGUUCAAGGUGUCCAAGACACUCAAAACACCCAACUUGGCAACAAAAGGUUUGGUCGAAAUGGAGAAAAGAAUUCGGUGAAUCCAAUAGGGGAUAUCUCUAAGAAAGGAUCGAAAGUCGUGGCUAUAUCAUCAUUCGGUCGUCGCGUUCGUAAGCCAGGUUCAUGGUGGGCAGUUAACCCAGAAUCCAAUCAAGAAAUGGAAAAGAUCACGUCAAAAAAGCGAACAUUAUCUGACGCGCAUCGAGGAAGCGUAGGAAACCUGACUCCGAGCACAGAUAGAUCAACCGGAAAACGUCAAUGUAACGAAGAAUCUGGUAUAAUACUGACGAUACCUUUGUCCAUUUAA
This is a messenger RNA of Acaulospora colombiana, 1011 nucleotides long. NCBI's taxonomy places the organism in Eukaryota, Fungi, Glomeromycota, Glomeromycetes, Diversisporales, Acaulosporaceae. The record is from the annotation of a GenBank genome assembly.